Merops nubicus (carmine bee-eater) is the source of this 1395-nucleotide messenger RNA. It is a transcript of the gene RGS9, whose product is annotated as regulator of G-protein signaling 9. The record is from RefSeq and is a predicted model, not a curated record. NCBI's taxonomy places the organism in Eukaryota, Metazoa, Chordata, Aves, Coraciiformes, Meropidae. The transcript is spliced from 16 exons. Gene Ontology annotation, biological process: regulation of G protein-coupled receptor signaling pathway; intracellular signal transduction; G protein-coupled receptor signaling pathway. The annotation marks the transcript as partial.
AUUGAAGCCCUUAUGAUGGAGAUGCAGAACCCAGACACGGGCAUCAAGACGCAGAUGCAGACAGUGAUGGUGGCAAACAUCCCCCAUGCUGUGACAGGUCAUGAUAUAUUCCAGUGGAUUCUCCAGCGCUUGCAGAUCACUCAGGAAGAGGCACUGCACUUGGGGGACCUGUUUGUCAAAUACGGGUACAUCUACCCUCUUCAGGAGCCAAAGAACCUCACCCUCAAGGCAGAUGGCAGCCUGUACAGGUUUCAAACCCCCUACUUCUGGCCUGCACAGAGCUGGCCUGCUGAUGACACAGACUAUGCAAUUUACCUGGCAAAGAAGAAUAUUAAGAGGAAAGGGAUUUUAGAAGAAUAUGAAAGGGAACAUUACAACAUGCUCAAUCAAAAAAUAAACUACAAGUGGGAUUUUGUUAUUAUGCAGGCCAAGGAGCAGUAUAAGGCAGGGAAGGAGCGGAAGAAGGAGGACAGGUAUGCCCUGGACUGCCAGGAGAGAGCCUACUGGCUGGUGAACAGAACUCCUCCUGGCAUGCUGGACGUCCUGGAGUACGGGGUGGACCGUGCAACGGAUCCCAAUGAAAAUAAGAAAAAAACUUUGGAUGUUUAUAGGAGAGAGAUCAUGUACUAUCAGCAGUCCAUCAUGAAGUCCAGAGUGAAAUCUUCUGUCUCUCUUGGAGGGCUUGUGAAGUACUCAGAGCAGUUCCUCUCCAGUGACCCUAUCCUGUCUGGAUGUCUCCCCAGCAACCCCUGGAUAACAGAUGACCCUGACUUCUGGGAUUUCAAUGCAAAGCUAGUGGAAGUCCCCACCAGAAUGCGCGUGGAGCGAUGGGCCUUCAACUUCAGCGAGCUGAUCCGGGACCCCAAGGGCCGGCAGAACUUCCAGCUCUUCCUCAAGAAGGAGUUCAGCGGAGAGAAUCUGAGUUUCUGGGAAGCUUGUGAGGAUCUGAAGUAUGGAGACCAAUCCAAGGUCAAGGAAAAAGCAGAAGAAAUUUACAAGCUCUUCCUGGCUCCGGGGGCAAGGCGCUGGAUUAACAUCGAUGGUACCACAAUGGGCAUCACGGUGAAAGGCCUCAAGCACCCUCAUCGUUAUGUUUUAGAUGCUGCUCAGACCCACAUUUACAUGCUGAUGAAAAAGGACUCCUACGGCCGCUAUUUAAAGUCUCCAAUCUACAAGGAAAUGCUGGCCAAGGCUAUUGUGCCACAGGAGACUGUCAAAAAAAGCUCCCCGUUCCCCUUCGCACGCCGUCACCUCCGCUCCAGCCCCAGCCCCAUCAUCCUGAGGCAGCGGGAGGAAGAGGCCAAAGCCAAAGAAGCCGCCGCGGCCGUGGACAUCACGCAGGUCAUGAGCAAGCUGGACCGCAGGAGCCAGCUCAAGCAGGAACCUCCCAAGUAG